This is a messenger RNA of Fusarium keratoplasticum, 924 nucleotides long. Its product is annotated as Abhydrolase-3 domain-containing protein. The record is from RefSeq and is a predicted model, not a curated record. Gene Ontology annotation, molecular function: hydrolase activity. Bases 1 to 924 code for a protein of 307 amino acids. Lineage: Eukaryota; Fungi; Ascomycota; Sordariomycetes; Hypocreales; Nectriaceae. The transcript has a single exon.
AUGCCGAUGCUUGACCCAUCUGCGAUCGAUGUCGACUUCAGGUCACCGCGAUUUCGCGGUGUGACUGACGAAAUCGGCACCCCAGUCUCGACUCCCGACUUUUCGGCGUAUUGGCUUCGUCGGGGCCAAGGGGAUGCGCCUGGCGAGACAGGGUGGAAGAACAAAACUCUUCUGUGGAUACACGGAGGCGCCUACAUCCACGGUACUCCGUUUUGGAUGUUUUCCACCUUGUUCAGGCUGACUGAGCUGAUGGCCGACAAACAUGUUCGCCUCGACAUCUUGUCCCUUCACUACGAACUUGCACCCGACGCUGUUUUCCCGCAACAGCAAACUGAGGCUGUCGCAGCAUACCGUUAUCUCGUCGAGACACAAAACAUCAGUCCUGAAGAUAUCAUCGUGGGCGGUGAAUCAGCUGGUGCCCAUCUCGCUGUCGCUUGUCUACUUGGCAUCAUCCGCCAGGGUCUGCCUCGACCAGCUGCUUCCAUUCUCCUAUGUCCCUGGAUCAAUCUCACCAACACGGGGGCUUCCUUCGAACGCAACAAGAACCUGGAUGUUACUGAUAAGCCGCGACUGGACAGUGCAGCUGCGUUGGCCAUGGGAAGCAAAGGCGGUGAGCUGGCGAACUUUAGCGCACCUCAACCAAGAAGUUGGAGCUGGGGCGAUGUGCUACCAGCUCGAACUUGGGUAAACGUGGGCUCCUAUGAUCUAUUUGUCGAUGACGUUGUUACCUUUUGCGAAAAUGCAGUGGCAGAAGGAGCCAAUAUCAAGUGGGAGAUCACAGAGGCAAAGACUCACGGAUGGCAGGCCAGGGCUGACUACGAAGGCUCUGGACCAUACUACACGUUGGAAACAGAUGAGGAUGUGCCAGAAGGACUGCUUCCUGGUAGUGUCAACGUCAUGAAGGGUCUGCUUCAAGUGAUUUAG